This is a messenger RNA of Penaeus vannamei (Pacific white shrimp), 1366 nucleotides long. The record is from RefSeq and is a predicted model, not a curated record. Lineage: Eukaryota; Metazoa; Arthropoda; Malacostraca; Decapoda; Penaeidae.
UAGGUUUUAUAACUUUCUUCUAUAGGGGUGGCCCAGAUGGUGGAUACCGUGGUGGCUUCCGUGGAAACUUCAGAGGAGGAUUCAGGGGCAACACAUAUGGACAAAACCGAGUGGCGGUUUCCGAGGUCGUGGUAGUGGUGCUCCCCGUGGUAGUUAUGGUGGAGGUUUUGGUGAAGGUGGCGGCUACAGGGGAGGGUACAACAGUGGAGGCUAUGGAGGACGUGGAGCUCCUAGAGGACGUGGCAGAGGAGACUUCGAUGGUGGAUUCCAGAAGCGAGGUGGCUACGGUGGUGGAGGAUAUAACUCUACCAACUAUGACAACAAUUACAGUGGCCAGAGUUACAACAGCAACCAGGGAUACAACAGUGGAUACGAUAAAUACCAGUCAAACUCUGGUUAUGACAACAGCUACGGGGGCGGCCAAAGUUAUGGGGGCAGCAACUUCGACAACUAUGACAGUAGGGGUGGGUACAGCACGUCCCAGGCAGGCUACAACAAUGGUACGUACUAAGCCCUUUACACAAACCCAGCAAAGCCAGGUUGCACAUAGAGGAUGUAGCAAGGUUUGUGGGGAGCAAGUACUGUCUUUAAAAACCUGUUCAAGUGGGAGACUUGAUUGGUGCUGUGCAACAACAAAGAUUAAAUCACCAUAAAACAAAAAUAAGGCAGUGGAGUCAUAGAAGUUUAUAAUGAAAGAAUGUGAAAAUGAAGAGAGGAUGCCCAAAGACAAAAAAUAGAUGUUUAUGAACAUGAAGAGUCUGAAGAUGAAUAAGAAAAAGACAGGAACAGAAUAUGAACAAUGAUGCUUAAAAACAAGCAUGGAGUGACAAGUAAAAGAUAAUAAUGAAAUGUUAGUAAUAAAAGUGAAAAUCAUAUAAUACAAGAAAUUACUCAGCAGAUUGAAGUGAAUUGUGUAUGGCUUCUUAAGUGUAAGAAAAACAUUAUCCAUGUACCCUGUGGAGGCUAUUAUUAAUUUUAUGUUUACUAAUGUGUUUGUAAUUAGGUAACUGACCAAACCAGGGGGUUGUUAGGGUGAGAAGUAUGUAAUGACAAUGGAUUAAUGUAAAAAUGAACUUUUGUGUAAAGUGACCAUAGGCCAACUUUUUUUUUUUUAAUGGUAUUUAAAAUUGUUUGUGUCUUCGGGGGUCCAUUUAUUUUUAUACUUGAAGUAACUAAAAGAUACUGUAAGUAAAUUGAAUUUAUGUGAGCUCCUUUUGUCUUUCUGACAAAUUUACAAUACACAAAAAAGGAAAAACAGAAAGGCCAUGGUCAAGAUGUGAAUUGUCUGUCCUUUGUAUUCUUAACAAGUGCUGCUAGCAGUUAGGCUUGCAGUUGUUCAAGUACAAUAAAACCUUUAAGUGAAAAA